AUGCUGCGUUUCUUUGCUACACACGGCGAGCCUCACAGCCCGUCCUCGCAAACCCUGGGUCCCGCCCAGGGCGCGCGAUACCCCUUGCAAAUGAGAAAUUCGGAGGAAUCUUCAACCCCCAACCCGCGCCGUCGUUCGUUCUCGCGCGUCGGCGCCGGUCCUGCCCGUGAGGGCCUGGUGUGA
Messenger RNA from Penicillium paradoxum, 183 nucleotides. RefSeq lists its product as uncharacterized. Lineage: Eukaryota; Fungi; Ascomycota; Eurotiomycetes; Eurotiales; Aspergillaceae. The transcript has a single exon. Bases 1 to 183 code for a protein of 60 amino acids. The record is from RefSeq and is a predicted model, not a curated record.